Messenger RNA from Quercus robur (English oak), 664 nucleotides. Its product is annotated as L10-interacting MYB domain-containing protein-like. The record is from RefSeq and is a predicted model, not a curated record. The transcript is spliced from 3 exons. Bases 41 to 664 code for a protein of 207 amino acids. NCBI's taxonomy places the organism in Eukaryota, Viridiplantae, Streptophyta, Magnoliopsida, Fagales, Fagaceae.
UUUAAAUGCUACUCUCACUAUACAAUUUUCAUAUGUAGUAAUGUCAAAGGGCAAAGAGAAGGUGAGCAGAAGCAAGCAGUUCAGGUGGCUGCCGCCCAUGCACUCAACGAUGCUUAGGCUACUUGCGCAGGAGGCUGCAAAGGGCAACAAGCCGUCUAGCACUUUCAAGGCAGGCUCCUUUGCUCUUGUAGUGAAGGAGAUAACUGCCCAAUUUGGGGUUGAGUGCCACCCCUCUUAUGUUGAAAAUCGGAUGCGGACUCUAAGAACCAUGUGGUCCACUAUUCAGACUGUUAGAAAGAAGAGUGGCUUUGGCUGGGAUGAUAACCUAAAAAUGAUAACAUGCGACGCGAAGACAUACCAAAAAGAAGUCAUGGCGCAUCGAAAGCAUGCGGAGCAUCUAAACAAAAAAAUUGAGAUGUAUGAUGAAUUAGCUAUUGUUGUGGGGAAGGACACAGACACGAGUGGCUUUUCUAAGUCCUAUGUGGAUAUUGAAAAUGAGCCAAACAUUGGGGAUAGGGAUGACAAUGUGGAGGAAGGUGUGGUCGAGAAAGGGAAGAAUGCAGUCAAGUCAUCCACCACUAGGUCGGGAAUUCCCAAGUCCUGUAAAAGAGGGCGUGCACCUUCUAAUGCUGAUGAUAGUGUGCUGACUGAUCUGUCUGAUUAG